CUGAGAUAACCCGCACUAGCAAAAAAGACAAGCUCUGUUCAUGGAGUUUUUUUUGGUGAUAACCACCUACGAUUCGAUUCAACUAUCAGGUAUCCGAGAAGAAGACAUAAAUAAAGAAAGGUAGGUUAAAGUGGAGAAGGAGACGAGCUUGAGAAAGAAAUGAUUUGUAAUUGACGUCGAUUUCCUAUUUGGCAUCUACUCAUCAAAAUCCAGCCACGUAUGUAAUAUCUAUGAAUUGGUAACCUGAAAAUAAAAAAAUAAAAAAUAAAUAACUUUACAUUUUAAUAAUGUUUGGGUAAAUUCAGUAAUUUAGGGCUUUUAUUUCAUUUCCCCUUUUCAAUAAACCAUUAAACCACCAGUUACCAGUAAAGCCUAUCAGCGGCGCCUCCUUCUCUUUCUGUUCACCGCCGUAGACAUUCCAGUUAAUCGAUUUGAGAUCUUUGAAUAAUUUUACCAGCUGAGAUAGGGUGGCCUUAGGUACAUAAUAAAGAUCUAAGCAAAUACCAAAUGGUAUGGAAAGUAGUGAUGAGAAGAUGUUGGUGCUUAAAUCAGAUGUGAUGGCUUUCAUCGAAGGUCAAUAAAGGGUCUGAAGUGAAUUUUGAUUUGCAAAUUACUAAAUAUACAGCAGAGAAGUCAGAAGAGAUAGAUGUCACAGCGAGGUGUUUGGCAGCUUCAGAAGUUGACAGUGAGCUACUGUAAUUGGGGUGGAAGUAGCAGGGGGAUUAGGGCAUUUAUGGAGUCGCAGUUGGCAGCAUUUAAAGAAAGCAAUCCUCAGCUAGAGGUGGUUACAGAGCUUAACCGUGGUCAACAUCCAUUUCUGAAGGGAGCAUACAAGAACAAGAAUGAGCGGGUGGUAUCUGUGAUGAACAUGAGUCCAGAAGACGUGCUGCUUUGUGCAACCAGGCUUAGAAAUUCACUUGGAAGAAAGGUGGUGAAGCUCAAGACCAGACAUGUCACCAAACACCCCAGUGUACAAGGAACCUGGACAAUAGACUUGCAGAUCUGAUCUGCUGCUACAUUUCUUUUAUAAAACUACAUGUAUUAACUCUCAUCUCAAGGAUCAUACAAUUUGGCAUCAUUAACAAAAACUUAACCAGUUACCAGCCUCUCAACUCUAUCAUUGAUG
This is a messenger RNA of Lactuca virosa, 1126 nucleotides long. Lineage: Eukaryota; Viridiplantae; Streptophyta; Magnoliopsida; Asterales; Asteraceae. The record is from the annotation of a GenBank genome assembly.